ACAUAAAUGGUGAUAAACAUUAAAUUUGGAAAUUUAUUUAAUUAUUUCCGGUUAAGUUUGAAGUCAAAUAUCAUUUAAUAUGGACUUCUUUUAAAUAUGGAGAUUUGUUGAUAGGGCCUUUGUCAAUUUACAAUCUAUCGGUUCGAAUUUUCCGAGAUUUGAGUCACUCGAUUCAGCUUCCAAUCUUCUUAGGUAUUGUGAUUGAGUUUAGUUCACAAAAUAUGGAUAUCUCAAGUGACGAAGAGUUAACCCAAACCAUGUAUUUUGACUCAUAAUGGAUAUUAAGGUUUAAUAAUUGGUCUCUUUUACAGUUUCGAGUCCUAAUCAGUCCACUAAAUUAUAAAAUUCAUAUUACUUACUUUUUUUAACCUCAUAUUAUUUACUUCAAUUUAUUUUUAUUCUUCUACAAUUUUUAUGUACUCCAGAACCAAUAUAAUUUUAAUAAAAUAUAACAAUAUUUUUUCUGGACAACUAAAAUAUAACAAUAUAAUUUCGAUAUUUUAGUCUAUUCAUCCCGCGGUAUCACCUAGUCAAAUUUUAAAAUGCCUGUUGUUGCAAUUCGAUAUAUAAUUGUAAUUAGCGGUUGAUAGGAAUCUAAUGAUUGCACCUAAUAAUUAAACAUGGAUAAAUUAAAAAGAGAAUACUGUUGUGUAAUAGACAAAACCAAAGUUAAAGAGAACGGUCAAACCUCAAGUAGUUGACUUUCUAAAAGUCAACGCUGCUUCUCCAACUUUCUGUAAUUUUCAUUAUCAACAAAAACUAGUAAUAUCCCACCAAAUUGCACAUCAAGAAAACUUAAUCAACCAAUCAAAACAACUCAGACUUGGAACAAUUCAAAGUCAGAGAAACCUUAUAAGCACCAUGAUCCAAACAUGCAAACUCAAGAGACAAACUUCCAAAGUGAUCAAUGGAGUACAAACAUUUUAGCCAUCCACACAAUCUAAUCCUCCAACAGUUUCAGACAACUACACCCUCAGAUUCUUUAGUCAUUUGCUCAGGCUGUGAAUCAUCCAUCUCUGAAUCUGCAACCGCAUACAUCUGUUCAACAUGUGACUUCAAACUCCAUGAGCAAUGUGGAAACGCAGUGCGUGGGAUCCAACACCCUUCCCACUCGGGGCUCCACCACUUGACUCUAGUCCCUUACACCACUUACAGCGCUGGUACCUUCCUCUGCAGAGCCUGUGGCUGCACUGGAGGUAAAGGGUUCUCUUACUGUUGUCCUUUGUGUGACUUUGACCUCCAUGUCCAAUGCGCUCAGUUGCCUCACGUUUUGGUUCAUGACUCUCACCCUCUCCAUAGUCUUCUUCUUGUUUACAACAGUACUCCUCCUGCUAUGCCUUUUACUCAGUUUGGUUACGUGAAUCAGCUUGUCUGUAAUCUCUGUAACGUGGGUAUGGAUGGUAGGUUUUGGUCUUAUAACUGUUAUGCUUGUAACUAUCAUGUUCAUGCUUCAUGUGCUGUGAAUAAAACCAAACCAGUGGCUGCUGCCUCUGCUGUUGAGAAAUGUGGGACAACAAGUGAUGAAGGAGGGGCAGUGAGCGGUGAAUCUGUUCCUGCUCAGGGUUUGGAGACGGAGCAGACUCAACAACCAGCUGCAACAGCAGAGCAAGUCGAAGAUCCAGCUUUGAGGCAACAGCUUGAACUUCAAAGGCUUCAGCUUGAGCUAGAUAUGAGUUCUGCUCUCGCAAACAUGAUUGGCUCCUUCAAUCUCAGUUCUCUCGUUUGAAAGUAUCUCUGUGGUACUGCUAUGUUGUCUUUUUCAGUAUUUUUGAGGUGAUGCAUUUACAAUUGCACACAAAACUUGGGAUUGUCUUUGUUCUUGUGUUCCGAAGUGUUCUAUGGUCUGAAUGAAUAAAAGUUUCAACG
Molecule: messenger RNA, 1866 nt
Organism: Brassica napus (rape)
Lineage: Eukaryota; Viridiplantae; Streptophyta; Magnoliopsida; Brassicales; Brassicaceae
Exons: 1
Coding region: 908-1726 (272 amino acids)
Source: RefSeq, a predicted model, not a curated record